AUGUCUCUAAAAUACCUAUUAAUCGCAUCUGCAUUGCUGAUCGGCGUGUGCCUUGGGGAUGUGUCGGAAAUAAGCGACCAGAAAAUCGAUCUGCCAUUCAAUGACUUAUUGCCGCCACUGCUGGAUGAAUCAACCACAAGCUCAACCACAAGCACCAGCACCACAACAUCGACCACAACUACAGUGGCACCUCCGCCGCCAACUGCUGCCAUAACGAAACCCACAAAGAAAUCGUAUUACCAGAAGCCCGCUCCACUCAACAAGGAGGAUAAAUCGAAGCCCAGCUCUGGCAAGCAGGCCAUACAGCUGCUCUCGCUGGACCUGCUGCCACCCUUCGAGGAUGAGGCCGAGCCGGAGGAAUCAAAGCCCCAAGAAGUAGCCAAAGUAGUGGCCGUAAGUGAGCCAAAACCUGUGGCCAAACUGGCUCCCGCUUUUCCACGGGCAGUACCGAGGCCCCAGCAUGUGGCCAAAGUCGCCCCUCAACAGGCAGCUCUGAAGCCACAGUAUGCACGCAUUGCCUCCCCGGCGAUACAUCCCACACAGACCUCCAUUGGGGGUGGUGGCGGCUAUACCUCUCGAUUCUCAAACUACUUCCUAACGAGCACCCCGCGACCACGACGCGGACCCCUGCCCACACUGACGCCCUUUCCGCGCCACAUCAAGAAGUAGAAAUCAAUUUAAUUAAUUUAGAUAAGAACUUAAUCAAAAGCAAAGUCAACAACAAACAUAAAAUUAAUUAAACACAACACACAAACUGAGCGAAAAACAAAGUGAAUGAGUGGAAAAUAUUCUGUAUUAUUUAUAAGCGACAGUUUUAAGCGCUACAAGUAAAUUAUGCAA
Molecule: messenger RNA, 840 nt
Organism: Drosophila obscura
Lineage: Eukaryota; Metazoa; Arthropoda; Insecta; Diptera; Drosophilidae
Product: RNA polymerase II degradation factor 1
Exons: 2
Coding region: 1-669 (222 amino acids)
Source: RefSeq, a predicted model, not a curated record